CACAACUAGGACGCCCAAUCACUUAGAUGGAGGUGUUCGAGAAGGUCUACAAAAAGAAGGAGGACCGCCAGUGGAGCGGUCCGAGGGUAGAGGAGGUUGCGGAGAUGUUCUUGAGGUUGAUGGAGGAACGCCAGAGACAACAAAAUCAUAAUGAAGAGCUUCCAUUGUCCUCUGAAGGCUCUGUGGCCCCAAACGAACAACAGGUCUGGAUGUCAGCAACGGGUGGCUGGAAGAGGGGCCGAGUAUUUGGUCUCGGCAUCGAGGCCCACCACUCGAUUAUUGGACCAUCCCAGGUGACCCAGUUGAUUGCUCCCUCGUGCUCACCACCACAGCCUCAGCAUCCCGACAUAGAUGAGCGAGUGUUGGCACUCGAGCACUACAUCGAAAGCAUCGAUCCCAAAUAGCCCAAUUAUCUAGCGCUCGAGCCUCCAGCUGAU
Molecule: messenger RNA, 437 nt
Organism: Sesamum indicum (sesame)
Lineage: Eukaryota; Viridiplantae; Streptophyta; Magnoliopsida; Lamiales; Pedaliaceae
Source: RefSeq, a predicted model, not a curated record